Messenger RNA from Megalops cyprinoides (Indo-Pacific tarpon), 1923 nucleotides. RefSeq names its product T-box transcription factor 21 (gene tbx21). The transcript has 6 exons. Gene Ontology annotation, molecular function: DNA-binding transcription factor activity, RNA polymerase II-specific; RNA polymerase II cis-regulatory region sequence-specific DNA binding. The coding region runs from base 43 to 1887 and encodes 614 amino acids. The record is from RefSeq and is a predicted model, not a curated record. Gene Ontology annotation, biological process: cell fate specification; lymphocyte migration; regulation of transcription by RNA polymerase II. Gene Ontology annotation, cellular component: nucleus. Lineage: Eukaryota; Metazoa; Chordata; Actinopteri; Elopiformes; Megalopidae.
UGAACUUAUGACAUUGCGUAGACCCUCCGACUGGUGCUGCAAAUGGGCGGCAUAGGUGGCAAUUUUUACCUCAGUAUGUUGAAUGGGACUGAGACGCAAAGUUUUGGGAAAGAUGCCGAAAUCAACAACCACCAGCACCGCACCAAGGAUUUAGCCGACCUCAAAAUGGGAAUUCAAGACACCAGGUUCUACUACCAGGACUCUAUUCAAAACGGACCGGACAGUUUACCCCUGCCCUAUCAUACAAGCCAGACAGUUGCCGGAUUCGGAGCGCAACCCGGGAGGUUCUACUCACCAACUCCUCUCAGUAGCUGUCCCUUCAACAGCGUGAGAUCUCCAACAAGAAGCGGACCAGGACAGAAUUAUAUGCCGACAGGAAGCGAGGGUUUUGCGAAUACAGGCAAAGAAGUGUACUCGGCUGGUGGUGAAAGUUAUACUGCACCUUUUCAGCAUGGGUACCCCCGAACAUCCCUCUACCCCUUACCUGGGCUACAGGUGUGUGGCAAAACACAGGCACUGCUGAACAACUACCCGCUGUGGGCCAAAUUCCAUAAAUAUCAGACCGAAAUGAUCAUCACCAAACAGGGACGGAGGAUGUUCCCGUUCCUGAGCUUCAACAUCAGUGCCCUGGACCCCUCAGCCCACUACAACGUGUAUGUGGACGUAGUCCUGGCCGACCAGCACCAUUGGAGGUACCAGGGAGGCAAGUGGGUCCAGUGUGGCAAGGCAGAGGGGAAUAUGCCAGGUAACAGGAUGUACAUGCACCCAGACUCACCCAACACAGGGGCUCACUGGAUGAGACAGGAGGUCUCCUUUGGCAAACUCAAGCUUACCAACAACAAAGGCAGCUCCAACAACGUGGCACAGAUGAUUGUGUUGCAGUCGCUGCACAAGUACCAGCCCCGACUGCACAUUGUGGAGGUGAAUGAGGAUGGCUCUGAUGACCCUAUCCUAUCUUCUAAGGCCCAGAUCUUCAUCUUCCCCGAGACACAGUUCAUCGCAGUCACAGCCUAUCAGAACGCAGAUAUCACUCAGCUGAAAAUAGACCACAAUCCCUUUGCUAAAGGUUUUCGGGACAAUUAUGAUACGAUGUAUGCCCCUCCUGAUGCAGACCGGCUCACACCCUCCCCCACUGACGGCCAGCAGCUGGUCCCAGGCGCCUGCUACCCCCAGCCCUACCUGUCCGACCAGUACGUGAGCCCACUGCCUCAAAGCCGCUUCUUUAGCCGGGAACGGAUGGGCAUGGGCCAGCAACCCAAGGACCCCAGCGGUGGCCCCCAUGGCUGCUGGUACCUGCCCAGCCAGCAGGGGCCACCUUCGAGCCGGUUAGACUUCAACUCCUACGACAGUGACUUCUCCAGCAAUGCUUUCUACAAGCCUUUCCCCCUGCAGACAUCCACGCACCACCCUCUGGGCUAUUACCCAGACCACCACUUCGCCUCCGGGAGCGUCUCCGCCACCACUGCCACUCCAGGGGCAUGGAGCACAGGCCGCCCCUCCCCGCAGUACCUCAACCAUGCCCACCCCCACCCCGCCAAAGCCGGGCCCAGCCUGAGCUGGUUCCGCCCCGUGCCUCCCACCUCGUCAUCGUCCUCCUCCUCUUCGGAUGCCCGGUUGCAUCCGCCAGCCCUUGUGGAGCCACUUGCCCCACCCCCGCCACUGCAGGACAAGCCCAAGGACCCAGGGGAGGACCCCUGGCUGGAGCCGCCCUCCGUCAAGUCUGUGGACUCGGCCGACUCGGGCCUGUAUGAGGGGGCAGAGAACAAGCGACGGCGGGUGUCACCCUACGCUUCCAGUACCGAGAGCUCGCCGCCCAACCGCAGCACCGAGACAUGUGAGAAGGACAGCAGCAGCGACGCCGGCUACUAUGGCUUUUAUGCCAACUGAAUCCCCACCCCCUCCCACCUCCUGACCCUUCCCCUU